Bubalus bubalis (water buffalo) is the source of this 1251-nucleotide messenger RNA. RefSeq names its product small integral membrane protein 29 (gene SMIM29). Lineage: Eukaryota; Metazoa; Chordata; Mammalia; Artiodactyla; Bovidae. The transcript is spliced from 5 exons. The record is from RefSeq and is a predicted model, not a curated record. The coding region runs from base 577 to 885 and encodes 102 amino acids.
UCUCCUCCCCUGGCCCGAGCCUCCCAGCGCCGUGGGAACUACCCCUCGCUCUCCCUUGCUGGUCCGCAUCUUAGGGACGGCCUGUCACCCUCCCUACCUCGGAAUGUCCCCUCGACCACGGGACAGGCGUGCGACUGGGCGAGUCCGGAGCCCCCAUAGGCACCGAGACAGGCGGCUCAGCCCUUAACCUCUAGAUGGAAACCCAGGCGAACCGGGGUCACGGACCUCGGAGCGUCUGCGUGCAGCCACCCGUGAAGAGUCUCCUUGCAUCUGUCAUGGGAGCUGACCCUCUCCACUUCCGCCUGUCAUGCCAGGCCAGGAGGGGAGGGACCCGGGCGGAGCCCCGAGUGAAGACCAGGGGGAGGUGACAUCACCUCGCAGAUGCAGCCCAGCCCUGCCCACUGGUGUCCACUCUAGCACAAGACCAAUGGGGGAGACGGUGCCCAGGUUCUAUGUCUGGAGUGACACCAGGGACAACGAAGGCCUGGGACCUAUAGCCUGAGGGAGCCCGGGGGAGGCACCCUCCCGAGGCGGUACUGCCCAUGCUGACUACAGGGCCCUCCGGCUGCCGAUGUCAUGAGUAACACCACAGUGCCCAAUGCCCCGCAGGCCGACAGCGACUCCAUGGUGGGCUAUGUGUUGGGACCCUUCUUCCUCAUCACCCUGGUCGGGGUGGUGGUGGCUGUGGUGAUGUACAUCCAGAAGAGAAAACGGGUGGACCGGCUUCGCCAUCACCUGCUCCCCAUGUACAGCUACGACCCUGCCGAGGAGCUGCACGAGGCUGAGCAGGAGCUGCUCUCAGAUGUGGGGGACCCCAAGGUGGUCCACGGCUGGCAGAGUGGCUACCAGCACAAGCGGAUGCCCUUGCUGGAUGUCAAGACGUGACCUGAGCCCCUGACCCCGCCCCUCCCCGAACCACGGGGUCGGCCAGGGCCCUGCAGCCUGCUGCUCCCCCAGCAUCCUUCCCCUAAGCCCGGCAGAGCCGCCAGCCUCCACUGGACCCACCUCCUCACUCCCUCCUAGGCUUUCAGUCCUUUGUGGGAUGAACCUACCUACCAGCCACUCCCAGGAACUAAUGAGAAUGUUUCUUCCUGGGGUGAAAGGGUGGCCGGGAUUACCAGGUGGGGCUUUGCCCAUCCAUGGGCACCCUUCUCUAGCCCUCCCAGACUUAGCUUUGGAGCUGUUCCCAUGGUGACAAGGCCUAAUGUAUAUUGAGUAUAUAUAUUUUGUAAAUAAAAUGUUUUGUGGCUA